Messenger RNA from Purpureocillium takamizusanense, 3217 nucleotides. RefSeq lists its product as uncharacterized. Lineage: Eukaryota; Fungi; Ascomycota; Sordariomycetes; Hypocreales; Ophiocordycipitaceae. The record is from RefSeq and is a predicted model, not a curated record. The transcript has 4 exons. The coding region runs from base 1196 to 2830 and encodes 544 amino acids.
CGUCGAUUUUCCCACAUCCACCCACACACACAUAUCCACAUCCACACGGACGUCCAGUUGCCAGUCACCCACCCACAGUCAUGGUAGGCAAGAGCAAAAAAGCGGCCUGAGACCUUUGACCACCGCCGCCGCCGGAACUGAUGAGCGGAGCCGCUCCUCGCCUACACCACACAUGUCAUGUCCACAAGCUGCCUGUCGUUAAGAUUGCCGACCCAGCAGCAGCGAGCACUUGCAGCACCAGCACCAGCACCAGCCGGCGGACAAGGGCUUUCCACCUGACCGGGGCGGACCCCGGCAGCGAGAUCCGCCCCAUCCAUCAUCCCAGCCUGGCUCAAUGCGGGCGAACGGGCGGGCGAGAGAGAAAGAGAAGAGCGAGAGAGUGUGUGUGAGAGAGAGAGACUUUCUUCGCCUUGUCAACCCUUCAACUUUCCUUUGUCGUGGGUCCUCGUUUGCUUUUUGGGAGACCCCCAAGACGCUGAACCCUCGCAGCAGCGCCCGCACAAGGGUGGUGGUUUCUUGGUGAUGUACCAUGGGGAUCGACAGAAACUCAGAAACCUGGGCGACACCUUCUGUUCACCCCUCGAGACCUUGUUCACCGAGAGAGCCCGCCGCCGCCGCCGCCCGUUACUAGUUACCCCGACCUUUGCGGGCAAACGUCUGUUCGCAAGACCCAAGGCAAGGGUGGCGUUGGCGCUCGCACGCGUGUGAACAAAGUCCCUGGUUGACUCGAUCUCGUUUCUCCUCUUCCUACUACUACGACUUACUAGUAGUCGAUCCGGCGCGCGCCGUUGCGGCAAAAGGAGCAAGAGACCCUGUCCACCCUCGAUCUCGAUAAAUUAUUUAUGAGACGCGCGGGCCCUCGCUCCUCCCGUUCCUCUCGAUCGGACCCCCGCCUCUUCCUGGUGUCUCUUCUCUGUCCAACGUCCGUCGCGAUCUUCCUGCUCGGUUCGUCGACGGCACAGCCGAGCGAGUACCCCCGACUUGCCUAGGGACCUCGUGACGACCUCAACAUCGUCACAACACGUCUCGACGCAGCCUUUCGAGCCAGUCCUCUCCUUUCCUCACGGCCCACUGUAGCCUUUCUUUUUCAAUUUUCACGGCUCCGGGUCAUAUCAACCGUUCAACGUUCUUUUUGACCUCCACCCCGCUUCCUACAUAUCGACUUUUUCAUCCGUUUAACCCAUCGUCCGCCAUCAUGGGUUCGGAACUCGGCAACACGCCUGACACGAAGCCCGAGGUUCGCCUCGAUGGCGUCGGCAUCUUCUAUAUCGUCUUCGCCGUCGUAUGGACGCUCCUACUCUUCAGUGGCAUGGUCUUCCUUUGGAUGCGCCGGGACAUGCCUAUCCUUCGCAUCCGCGGACUGGGUCUGUCGUUUGCGUCCGUGUGCCUGCUCCACGGGUACUGGCUGGCCGUCUCGCUCGCGUAUGUAUACGGCCCUCUUAUGCCCGAGGUGGCCGAGUACUGGGUCAUGGGCGUCUGGCUGCCCUUUGGCAUUGCCCUCUUCCAGGCCUCCAACAGCCGCUUCCUCUACGUCGCCAACGCGCAGAAGAAGUAUGUCAAGAAGACAGUCGAUGUUGGGUGGAACGGCGAGCGGCCGCGGAUUCGCAAAACUCUCGUCGCCCGCUGGAAGAUGCUCGACUAUAGUUUCAAGAUGCUCUUCCUCGUCGGCCUCGGCAUGGCCUUUCAGCUUUUCCUCACCGUCUUCAUGUUCCUCGUCUCGCGCAAGUUCCACCCGUCCUUUGGCAUCGCCGGCACCGAGGUUACCGGCACGCCCAUGGAACAGAAGACGGCUCAGGGCCGCGGUUGGGAAUGGUGGCCGUCCGUCUUCUGGCAGCUCUUCUGGGCCUGGAUCGUUGCGCCCAUCAUCCUCUGGAGAUCCCGGGGCCUCCGUGACACUCAGGGGUGGCGCACACAGACCAUUGCCUGCUGCGUUUCUGGAUUGCAUGCUGCGCCGAUGUGGCUGAUUGCUCUCUAUGUACCUGGCAUGGCACCAGUUAACCAGUACUUUAUCCCUCCCAUGUGGAUCGUUUUGUCCAUCACGUUUUUGGAAUUCUUCACCGUCUUCCUGCCAUGCUGGGAGGUCCGCAAGCAGAGGGUCCUCUGCCAGGAGACGCUCGACUCGAUCGCGCGAUGGGAGUCUCGCCAGAAGUGCGCUCCGGCUGGCGCCGCCAAGUCGGUCCACUCGGGCAGCACCGCGGCGUCUUCAUGGGCGGGCCGGACCAAGGCCGUCUCCAUCAGCAGCUCGGGCGGCAGUAUCCUCACCAUGGAUGCCCUGGAGCACACGCUUGCCAAGAACCCCGAGCCCCUGCAGCACUUUUCUGCGCUGCGCGACUUCUCUGGCGAGAACAUUGCCUUCCUGACGCGCGUCCGCGAGUGGCGGGCGACGUAUUUGGUGCUCGGCAAGGAGAAGACGGAGAGCGAGAAGGACUCGACCACGACGGCUACACCCAAGCUUUCACGCGAGUGCUACGAGAGCGCGCUGCGCAUCUACAUGGACUUUAUCAGCAACAACAGUGCCGAGUUCCAGGUCAACUUGUCGUCGGCCGACUUCAAGAACCUCCAGGCCGUCUUCGAGCCCGCGGCGCGCGCCAUCUACGGCGAAAAGGGGUCGCCGGAUCCCGCCACGCCCUUUGACGACACGCCGCGCCACAAUGACACGGCCGAGCUGAUCCGCUACUGGGGCGAAAUCCCCGAGGGCUUUGGCGACGGCGUGUUUGACGACGCGGAGAUGAGCAUCAAGUAUCUGGUUCUCACCAAUACGUGGCCCAAGUUCAUCAAGGAGAGGCGGUCAUUUGAUGCGUCAAGCAGCGUGGAAUCUGGGAGGCAGUGAGUGAUAUGGGAAAGACAUCCAAUGAUGCGGUUGAUUUACGGCGCGAAAUGGGAAACAUGACCAACGCCCACUGUAUGUUAUCCAAGGAUACAACAACACGAGGGAUUUCUGUUAAAAAAAAUCUUGUGCCGCGCUGUCGCAUCCAAGUUGAGGACAGCCCAUAGCCUCACUCCAUGUCAACUCGUCGUCUCAUCCGUUCGGACACGCCCUUGGCGUGAAAUCUUCCAUUCUCCGUCCUCUUUCUUUCUUCUUCUUCGUCAUUCCUUCGCUAGCGUUGUGUCCUCAUCGGGGACCCCGGGGUUCAUGUUGGUAGUAAGCCAAGGCGGCCUUGAGUAACCAUUCGUUGUACAAUUUUUUCUCUCUCUCAACCGGAAAGAAAAUAGAAAC